Molecule: messenger RNA, 1764 nt
Organism: Adineta steineri
Lineage: Eukaryota; Metazoa; Rotifera; Eurotatoria; Adinetida; Adinetidae
Source: the annotation of a GenBank genome assembly
AUGAUACACACAGAAUUUCAUAGUAGUCAUUUAUAUCCUAUGGAAGCAAGAAAAAAUGUACAUGACAAACAACGACUGGAGCCCGUGAUCGUUAUUCGAGGUCAAGGCCUCACAUUGGAACAUGCAGUACAAGUUUCUCGUCGUUAUCGACAAGUAAAACUGACUGAUGAUACGAAUGUUUGUACUCGAAUGGAUCAAUCGGUUGAUGUUCUGGAAGAAGUCGUUAAGGCUGCUUUACCGCUAUAUGGUGUCACUACUCUAUUCGGUGGACUCGCUACGGAAGUUGUUUCGAAUGACGUAGCGACAGAAUUACAAAAUAAUUUAGUUCGUGUUCACACAGCAGGUGCUGGCCCGAUUAUGCCAUUAGAAUCAAUUCGAGCAGCGAUGCUUUUGCGAGCGAAUACUCAUUUAAUUGGUGCAUCUGGCAUUCGUCGACAAUGGGAUGAGAAGCUGAUUCGAUUUCUUAAUGAAGAAGUGACACCACUCGUACCAGUAUUUGGUUCAAUAGGAGCAUCAGGUGAUCUUAUUCCAUUAUCUUACAUUGCCUCUGCUAUCUCCGGUCAAGAUGAACAUGUUAAAGUCGAUUUUAAAGGUGAAACAAUCAGUGCUCCAGAAGCUUUGCAAAAACUUGGAUUAAACAUUGAGAAAUUCAAUCCAAAAGAAGGUUUAGCUAUGAUCAACGGAACAAGUGUAAUGACCGCAUCAGCAACACUCGCUGCUUAUGAUUUAUACACAUUGAUGGCUGCUUCGCUCCAUAUUCAUGCCAUGGCUUUUCAAGCGCUUGCGGCUAACAACCAACCAUUACAUCCAUUUUUUUAUCAAGUCAGAAGCCAUCCAGGGCAGAUUGAAGUAACCGAUGCUUUACUAGAACUCAUUAAUGGUUCGAAAAUGAUCUAUAAUGGGCUGGAUGGCAAAUUGACCAAACGCAGUGAAGAUGAGCCAAUUCAAGAUCGUUAUUCAAUACGAUGUUGUCCACAGUUUCUUGGUCCAAUGGUAGAAACAAUGCAUGAUAUUUCUCGAACAAUUGAAAUCGAAAUUAAUUGCGCUAAUGAUAAUCCUUUGAUUGAUGUUAAUACUCGUAAAAUCUACUGUGGUGGAAAUUUUCUUGGUGAACAUGUAAGUAUAGCGAUGGAUCGACUUCGACAGACAGUUGGUUUAAUGGCAAAACAUUUGGAUGUUCAAAUCGCUCAAUUAGUGACACCGGAAUUCAAUAAUGGUUUACCUGCUUGCCUUGUUGGUAAUCAAAAUCGUGAAGUUAAUUUAGGCGUCAAAGCUCUUCAAAUUUGCGGUAAUUCUAUUAUGCCUUAUUUACUUUUUCUUGGAACACCGAUGGCUGAUAAGUUUCCUACACAUGCCGAACAGUACAAUCAAAAUAUUAAUUCAAUGGGUCAUAUGUCGGCAUGUCUCGCUCAUCAGUCAAUUGCUACUUUUCGGCAACAUUUAAGUAUUUGUCUUCUCAUUUGCGUUCAAGCACUUGAUUUACGAGCAAACAAAAUUACAAAAAACAACUACGAUGCUCGUUCAUUACUAUCAGACAAAAGUCGAACUGUAUAUGAAGCUGUUCGAUCUAUUAUUAACGUACCUAUUGAUGAAAAACGUUCUUAUAUUUGGAAUGAUGGAGAACAUGCACUCGAUAAACACAUUGCUUUGAUAAGUGAAAAUCUUACUAUGAACGAAGAUGGACCUCUUUUUAAAGCCAUAGAACCAACCAUUGUUUGGCUACGUUCAAAACGUUAUUCUAAUGAAGCACGACGAAUGCCAUAA